CAAUGGAUUCCCAGCAACUCGUCGACACGGCUUCGCAGAAUAGUCAAGACAUCGUUUUACCAAAACCAGCCAGCAGUACACCGCGACAUAGCAUCGACGCGAUCCUCGGAUUGGCCAGCCAUAAAAGAACUCAUCAGGAAAUGGAGGACACUAGUCGCGACACGCAGGAAAAUACCGGUGAGAACAGCUGCAACUCCACCGGCGGCGGUAGCGACGAGGAACUCGGCGCGGGCUGCGGGGAGGACAUAAACGGUAACGGGGGCAAGAAGAAACACCGUCGCAACCGGACUACCUUCACGACCUACCAAUUGCACGAGCUCGAGAGAGCGUUCGAGAAGUCUCACUACCCGGACGUCUACUCCAGGGAGGAGCUCGCCAUGAAAGUGAACCUCCCGGAAGUUCGUGUUCAGGUCUGGUUCCAGAACAGGCGAGCCAAGUGGCGUAGACAAGAGAAAAUGGAGGCUGCGAGACUAGGUUUGAGCGAAUACCAUCACGCUGCUAAUAUGAGGAACGUUGCCGGUCCAGCUCUAGGUCUGCCAGGGGAUCCUUGGCUCGCGCCGCCAGGAUUGCUCAGCGCACUUCCCGGUUUCCUCGCUGCACCUCAUACGGGGUAUCCCAGUUAUCUGACGUCUCCCAGGCGAUUACCAUCACCGCCAAAUGUCGGUGCUGUGCCCAACCCCGUUCCAGGCUCGCUAGCCAGCAGUAUGGCGAGCAUAAGUGCCGGCGGCCACGUGCAACCACCACCGCCGAGUCCGCCGGGACAUGAUCCGCGUACCUCGAGCAUCCAAGCGCUCAGGAUGCGAGCCAAGGAACACGUCGAGAGCAUCACGAAAGGUUUGCAGAUGGUCUGAAGGUUAACUGAAGAUACGCCAAGGGCGCGCACCGCUGCCAGCCGUACCGGCCUCGUGCUUGUGAUGGCGUGACGAGUAAGCGAACAAUCUUUCGCCCAAAGACAUUCUAAAUCAGGCGAAAGUCAUCUGAGCAGUGCGAGCGGUAUAUCGAACGACGAGAGCGAGUUCGUUCCAUG
This is a messenger RNA of Mycetomoellerius zeteki, 1027 nucleotides long. Its product is annotated as retinal homeobox protein Rx1. The coding region runs from base 3 to 851 and encodes 282 amino acids. Gene Ontology annotation, molecular function: RNA polymerase II cis-regulatory region sequence-specific DNA binding; DNA-binding transcription factor activity, RNA polymerase II-specific. The transcript has 5 exons. Lineage: Eukaryota; Metazoa; Arthropoda; Insecta; Hymenoptera; Formicidae. Gene Ontology annotation, biological process: positive regulation of transcription by RNA polymerase II. The record is from RefSeq and is a predicted model, not a curated record.